Mizuhopecten yessoensis (Yesso scallop) is the source of this 1680-nucleotide messenger RNA. Its product is annotated as proline-rich extensin-like protein EPR1. The coding region runs from base 1 to 1680 and encodes 559 amino acids. The transcript has 2 exons. The record is from RefSeq and is a predicted model, not a curated record. NCBI's taxonomy places the organism in Eukaryota, Metazoa, Mollusca, Bivalvia, Pectinida, Pectinidae.
AUGACGGCCUUGGUGUCAUUCUUACACGUCCUCCAAACCCUCUCCUUACCUGUGAACACCCGUCCUCCAAACCCUCUCCUCACCUGUGAACACCCGUCCUCCAAACCCUCUCCUCACCUGAGCACACUCGUACUCCAACCCCUCUCCUCACCUGUGCACACCCGUCCUCCAAACUCAUUCCUCACCUGUGUACACCCUUCCUCCAAACUCACUCCUCACCUGUGUACACCCAUCCUCCAAACCCACUCCUCACCUGUGUACACCCGUCCUCCAAACCCUCUCCUUACCUGUGAACAUCCGUCCUCCAAACCCUCUCCUCACCUGUGUACACCCGUCCUCCAAACCCACUCCUCACCUGUGUACAACCAUCCUCCAAACCCACUCCUCACCUGUGUACAUCCGUCCUCCAAACCCACUCCUCACCUGUGUACAUCCGUCCUCCAAACCCUCUCCAUACCUGUGUACAGCCGUCCUCCAAACCCACUCCUCACCUGUGUACAACCAUCCUCCAAACCCACUCCUCACCUGUGUACAACCAUCCUCCAAACCCACUCCUCACCUGUGGACACCCAUCCUCCAAACCCACUCCUCACCUGUGUACACCCGUCCUCCAAACCCUUUCCACACCUGUGUACACCCGUCCUCCACACCAACUCCUCACCUGUGUACACCCGUCCUCAAAACCCUCUCCAUACCUGUGUACACCCGUCCUCCAAACCAACUCCUCACCUGUGGACACCCGUCCUCCAAACCCACUCCUCACCUGUGUACACCCGUCCUCAAAACCCUCUCCACACCUGUGUACACCCGUCCUCCACACCAACUCCUCACCUGUGUAGACCCGUCCUCCAAACCAACUCCUCACCUGUGGACACCCGUCCUCCAAACCCACUCCUCUCCUGUGUACAUCCGUCCUCCAAACCCUCUCCAUACCUGUGUACACCCGUCCUCCAAACCCUCUCCAUACCUGUGUACAGCCGUCCUCCAAACCCACUCCUCACCUGUGUACACCCGUCCUCCAAACCCUCUCCAUACCUGUGUACAGCCGCCCUCCAAACCCACUCCUCACCUGUGUACACCCGUCCUCCAAACUCAUUCUUCACCUGUGUACACCCAUCCUCCAAAUCCACUCCUCACCUGUGUACACCCGUCCUCCAAACCCACUCCUCACCUGUGUACAGCCGUCCUCCAAACCCACUCCUCACCUGUGUACCCCCGUCCUCCAAACUCAUUCUUCACCUGUGUACACCCAUCCUCCAAACCCUCUCCACACCUGUGUACAUUCGUCCUCCAAACCCACUCCUCACCUGUUUUCCCCCCUCCUCCAAACCCACUCCUCACCUGUGUACACCCAUCCUGCAAACUCACUCCUCACCUGUGUACACCCGUCUUCCAAACCCACUCCUCACCUGUGUACAGCCGUCCUCCAAACUCAUUCUUCACCAGUGUACACCCAUCCUCCAAAUCCACUCCUCUCCUGUGUACACCCGUCCUCCAAACCCACUCCAUACCUGUGUACAGCCGUCCUCCAAACCCACUCCUCUCCUGUGUACAUCCGUCUUCCAAACCCACUCCUCACCUGUGUACAUCCGUCCUCCAAACCCGCUCCACACCUGUGUACACCCGUCCUCCAAACCCCCUCCUAACCUGUGUACACCCGUCCUCCAAACCCCCUCCUAA